AUUUAUUUCAUCCAUUCACGGCUAUCUUCCCCUCCAUGUGGAUGAGAACGUGGGAAUAAUUGAAUGAGAUUCAGAUUUCUCGGAGAUAAUCUUUUUUAUUUUCUUUUCUUUUCUUUUUCCACCGAUUUUCUUCCUCAGUUUUCUCUUUUUUCCUCUGCUAAUUGCAGGCCCAUCACAUGCGACCUCUGCUUCCCCUCCCCACCUAUAUAAACCCCACUAAUAAAUCUUCAAUAUUUAUCAUUCCCAAAUUAAAUUCACUUCCAAGAAAAAUGCAUUCAAAAAGAAGCAGAGUUUUUGAUUUAGUGUUGGUGUUGUGCUGCUUCAUCAACAAUGCUGCUGCUUUCACCGCCUCCGGAUGGACGCAGGCCCACGCCACCUUCUAUGGAGGCUCCGACGCCUCCGGCACCAUGGGGGGUGCGUGUGGGUAUGGAAACUUGUACUCGGCGGGGUACGGGACGAGGACGGCGGCGCUGAGCACGGCGCUGUUCAACAACGGGGCGUCGUGCGGGCAAUGCUUCAAGAUCAUGUGCGACUACAAUGCCGACCCAAAGUGGUGCAAGAAGGGGGUAUCGGUAACCGUCACCGCCACCAACUUUUGCCCGCCCAACUUCGACCUCCCCAGCGACAACGGCGGGUGGUGCAACCCGCCACGGCAGCACUUUGACAUGGCGCAGCCGGCGUGGGAGAAGAUCGGUAUCUAUAGGGGUGGGAUCGUCCCGGUCAUCUAUCAAAGGGUUCCAUGCAAGAAGCACGGCGGGGUCCGGUUCACAAUCAACGGUCGCGAUUACUUCGAGCUAGUGAUGAUCAGCAACGUGGCGAACGGCGGAUCUGUCCAAUCGGUCGAGAUCAAGGGCUCGAAAACCGGGUGGAUGUCGAUGUCGAGGAAUUGGGGAGCCAAUUGGCAAUCCAACUCGUAUCUCGACGGCCAAUCCAUCUCAUUCAAGGUCACUACAAGCGAUGGCAUCACCAAGAUUUUCAAUAAUGUUGUGCCCUCAAAUUGGGCCUUUGGACAGACGUAUUCAAGCCCAAUACAAUUCUAGGCCCAAUUUCGGCCCAUCAACUGCUUUUGGGCUUUUCUACUCUUAUAGGCCGUGGCGUGCUAACUUUCAUACAAAAAAAAGCAGCCCGCUAAGAAAAAUGAAUAUGUAUUUUGGGAUACUUGUUGGUGAUUGAGAGGAAAAGGGAUUAUUUUGCUGGCCUUGUUUGAGUUUGAAAAACUUUUCUCAUUCUUUGAGAAAGAGAAAUUAAUUAUUGGUUUGAAAUUUGUAUUUAGGAUGUGGGCUACAAUUUAGGCGAAUGAGUCUAAUAAAGAAGUGUUAUUAUUUUCCA
Molecule: messenger RNA, 1329 nt
Organism: Salvia miltiorrhiza (redroot sage)
Lineage: Eukaryota; Viridiplantae; Streptophyta; Magnoliopsida; Lamiales; Lamiaceae
Product: expansin-A11-like
Exons: 3
Coding region: 177-1040 (287 amino acids)
Biological process (GO): plant-type cell wall organization
Cellular component (GO): extracellular region
Source: RefSeq, a predicted model, not a curated record